Cooperia oncophora is the source of this 2289-nucleotide messenger RNA. The record is from the annotation of a GenBank genome assembly. NCBI's taxonomy places the organism in Eukaryota, Metazoa, Nematoda, Chromadorea, Rhabditida, Trichostrongylidae.
AUGAGUGAGACCUUUGAACUGUCGACAUGGCAGACUGUCUCAGCCGUCACUUCAACAUUGAUAGCCUUGAAAGUCUUACUAAUUCCAUGCUAUACUUCCACUGACUUUGAGGUCCAUAGGAAUUGGAUGGCUAUCACGCACAAUCUGCCGCUUUCAAAGUGGUACUAUGACUCAACGUCGGAGUGGACCCUUGAUUACCCACCAUUUUUUGCAUAUUUUGAAAAGUGUCUGGCCACUAUUGCUUACUACUGUGGCCUAAAAGAUAUCUUAACCCUACAAAAAGAGGCUCUGUUAAACAAUCGAGUGUUAUAUUUCCAACGUUUGUCAGUCAUUGGUGCGGAUAUUUUCUAUAUUUUGUCUUGCAUUAUUUUCUGUUUUUGCGAUUCACCUCGAUGGAAAGCUCUCCCAAAGAAGUUGCAAGAGAAAGCUAAGAUAGCCACUCUAGUAGUGCUUUCAUGCCAUAGUGGCCUUCUUUUAAUAGAUAACAUUCAUUUUCAAUAUAAUUCCAUGCUUACUGGAUUGCUUAUUCUGUCGGUUUACUUUGCUGACUGCGAAAAAUACCUGCUGUCAGCCCUAUUUUACUGCAUUUUGCUAAAUUUCAAACAUAUUUAUCUAUAUUAUGCACCAGCAUACGUCAUCUUUAUGCUACGAAGUUACUUUUUCCGCAGUUUUGACGAUUUGUUCGAGUUCACCCGGACGAUAACUUCAGGACUGAAGCUCGCUACAGUGAUGGCGAUUCCAUUCAUGAUAUCAUUUGGCCCAUUUAUUUGGCAGGGAGGUAUAAGCGGGCUUUUUCAGAUACUGAGUCGACUUUUUCCUGUAUCUAGAGGUUUAACUCAUGCUUAUUGGGCUCCUAACUUCUGGGCCAUCUAUAAUGUCAUGGACCUCGUACUGUAUCGUUUAUUGGCCUUAUGGAAACCUCAGCUAUUCACAGCACCUACAUAUAGUUCUGGACUUGUUCAGGAGUACGAACAUUCAGUGCUACCCACCAUAACUCCGUUACUUUCUUUGCUGUUUGUGGUGAGUUCGCUCGUCCCGCUAUUCGGUGCGAUGUUCAAGGGAAAACUGCCGGAUUUCUGCACAUUGCUGUCACUUAGCGCCUUUUCCUUCUUCUGGUAUGGUUACCAUGUACACGAAAAGGCAAUGCUUUUGAUGGCAAUCCCUUUGCUAUGUGUUGCAUUCACGGAUCCUAAAUUUAUCCGAUUGACUGUGCUUUUCUCCAUAAUCACAGCUACUUCCCUGUUUCCACUACUUUUCACUUUAUUCGAAAUCCCGAUAAAAUACUGCGUAUCAGUCACAUAUACGGUACUGUUGCUUCUUAUGGUGAGGUAUGUUUUUCGGAUAGAUAUUCAGUCCUUGAUGACAUUCUCAUCGCUUAUGUAUGUUCUCGGACUGAUCUUUCUGGAGUUCUACGGCACCUUUGUUCAUCAGGCCUUAUUUGGAUCGAAUUUGGCAUUUUUACCUCUGAUGAUGAUAUCGCUGUACAACGCUAUUGGGGUGCUGUAUUGUUAUGUUUGGCUCAUUGUCCUGGUUUUUGAUGAUGACAUCGGUGUAGCAUAUAAAAAGAAGCAUUGCGAGCUAGUUGAGGGUUUUAUCAAGGCAGGUCACUACCCAGUUCAAACAGUGGAAUCGAUUGAGGAAGUAGAGGUCGUCGGCGGCAUUGAUAUCUCCACUUCUAAGAACAAUAAUGACUUUGCAGUGGUGGCUUUCAGUAUUUUUGAAUAUCCGAGUAUGAGGCGCCUUGCGAUUUUUGAUGACGUAGCGGUCAUAACGAAUCCAUACAUAACCGACUAUCUAGCUGUACGUGAAGCAGCUCCCGUGGCGGAUUUUAUAAAUAAAGUUCUCGCGGAUCAUCCUGAUCUUCGUCCGGAUGUCAUACUGUGUGAUGGAAAUGGGCAGUUUCACAUCAGGAGAUGUGGACUUGCCUGUCAUAUUGGUGCCUUGACCGGUAUAGCAACCAUUGGAGUGGCGAAAAAUCUCAACCUUUCUUUGCUGAAGUCAGUAGGAGCUCGCGAGGAUGUGAUAAAGGCAGCUGAUGAGCUCAUCGCAGAUGUCUCCUCUCAAAGCGUCGAUGGGUAUGCUCCAUUCGACGUCCUUUUACCGGUGCUGAUGAAUGUCACAAGGCUGGGUGGGUCAAAAGUGCCUGUCUAUGUUUCGGCCGGUUACGGUAUCGAAUUGGAUCUGGCGACGAACUUAGUGAUAUCGACCGCCAAAAAUCGAAUUUGUGAGCCCAUACGAAGUGCCGAUCUUCAUUCGAGGGAGAAAGUGCGGGAGUAUUUUGAUGGUUGA